CCACACAGGCGCACGACAGAUUGGAUAUAUUGUUACUUUCCAUGUUUUUUUAGUUCUUUUAUUGCGCACUUUUUAUAGUUUCAUGUAAUUUCGGAGGCUGUAGGAUAUCCAGACUCGUCCUUGCAGCAGUAGUAGACUUUGUGCAUUAACGCAAAGCCAUGAGUAGCGGGAGAGAUGAUAACCUCCUGAGGAUGACGAAGGACGACCUGCAGCGCUGGAUCCAAGAAGAGGUGGACCGAAACCCUCAUCUUAUGCAGAGACGUGAACAGCUUGCACAGGUGGAGGAGUGGGUGAAGCUGAGGGAGAGAGACUCAACCUACACCCGCCUUCUGUACAGCAAUGCCUGCGAGUCAGUCCUUGAGUGUGAGUCGGUGAUGAAGGGUCUUUAUGGAAUGCUGGGAUUGGACUACAAAGACGAGGACUCGGAAGAGGAAGGAGGAGGAGAACCGCGACAACAGGACGUCAUUCAUAUACAACAUGAUGAGGAUAGACAUGAGAUUAGUGUUUGUAAUGGAGAUGAUGAUGAUCUUGUUGUCAUUGAUCUGGGAGCUACGAAAGAAACCUUGGAACCAAUGGUUGAAAAGGUGACUAUGGCCAUUCAGAAGUCAUCCAGACUUGUUCAGGGCUUAGUCCAGAUGGUGAACAAAACCUCAAGCGCUGCACCACCAUCAUCAUCAUCCAACAGACCCUCAUCGAGCUCGACCCCCGACAACAGCUGUUCUGAAUCGGUCACAAAUUCUAGACCAAUCAAGACUGAACCUGAACUGACAGCAAUAACAGCUAAUGAAAUGAACAUUUCAAAACAACACGAAACCGCUCCUAGUCAAAACUACACAUCCAUAAAAUUAAUCAAGACAGAACCUCAAUUGACAGCAGUGUCUCCUUCGGAAAUGUCUUCGAUUCCAAGCAAACAACCAGAAACUAUUAUCAGUGCUAACUCUGGAUCCAUUGCAAAAAUAAAAUCUGAGCCUCAGUCGACAGUAGUAAAGUCAGAAAUGUCUUCGCCUCCUAGCAAUUCCAAACUAUUCAAAAUCCGGCCCAGUCAUAAUUCAGAAUCCAUUGCAGAAAUGAAGUCUGAACCUCAGCUGACAGCAUUAACUCCUGAAAUACAUUUGUUUGAAAGCGAUUCAGAACAGUCCGAGUGUUUCAAUUCAGAUCGCAGUGCAACAAUUAAAACUGAAUUUAAAUUAUCAGCUAUGACUUCUCCUGAAAUCCCUUCACUUUCAGGUGAUUCACAACAAUUGAAAGCUAGUUCCGGUCAUAAUUCAGCAUCCAUAGCAUCAAAUGAAUCUGAUCCUCAAGCGACACCAUUGACCUCUUCAGAAGUGUCUUCGCUAUUAAGCACUACAGAACAAAUGGACACUUUUGCCAGUGAAGAUACAGCAUUAAUUGAAACAAACCAGACUGAGCCUGAAUCAACCUCAGCACCUUCUCCUGAAGGGUCACCGUUGCCGAGGAUUUUAGAAGAACCUGAAACCACUCCAAGUGAUGAUACAGCUUUCAUUGAAACCAACCAGACUGAGCCUGAGUCGACCACAGAGAAUUCUCCUGAAGUGUCACCGUUGCCGAGGAAUUCAGAAGAACCUGAGAAUGAUUCAGAAUCCACGGACAAGACGGAAAAGCCAACAACGAGGAGCAAAUCUGGUAAACUAGGUCCAUCAAUCAAUCUGAGAUCAAAAAUCUCUACAUCCGUCACCAGCACUUCCAGGCUGCAAGAACAGACAAGUGAACCACCAUCACCUGCAGAUAGUUUUGAGGAACCGUCUGACUCAGAGGACCCAGAGUACCUGCCGCCUAAUAGUCCUAUACCCAGUGAUGAUGAUCCCCCUGAACCCCCCCCCUCCAAGGCAUCGACCAAUAAACCUGAUAAUACCUCCCGCAACGAUACUUCUGUGGAACCUUCCAAAGCUGCAAAAAGUUCCAAGCCUUCAAUAAACGAUUCCUCUGGGUCUUCUAAAGCACAUAAAGCUCCAGAGCUAAAGCUCAAAACUCCAGAGAUAAAGCUCAAAACUCCAGAGGUAAAGCUCAAAACUGAGGAGAUAAAGCUCACUGUUAGCACGGAAGUUUUGGGGAAAAGGAAACCCAAUUUGUGGUCUCGAGGAACAGUACAAGAAGUUCAAACGAUGGAGAAGGGCAACAAAUAUGUGGUGGAGUUUAAGCAUGGGAAACAGAUUCUGCUGUCUGCUAAUCAAGUGGCCCCUGUAAAGCGUCCUGUGCUCACCGAUUUGUUUGUUGGCUGUCGUGUUGUGGCAAGCUACAAAAAUGAUGCAGGAAAGACCUUGUUUAAUUCUGGUGUGUUGGUUGAGCUUCCUGAGCGCAAGAAUCGCAUGAGGUUCUUAGUGUUUUAUGAUGGUGGCUUGGCAGCGUAUCUGGCACUGCCGGACUUUCAUGUUGUCUGCAAACAAUUUAAAAAGGUGUGGAGGGAUAUUGAGGAUGAGACAUGUCGGGCGCAGGUGAAGGAAUAUAUGCGUGUCUUUCCCAACCCCAUUGCUGUGGUGCUUCGCAUGGGGCAAGACACGAAGGCGGUGCGAAAUGGCAAGUUUGAGGCCUGCACGGUGCUUCAGUUGGAUGGCAGCCUGAUCCAGAUCUGCUAUAAGAAAGACAAGCACAAGGAGUGGGUUUAUAAAGGCUCGGACAAGUUGGAACACAUUAUAAAUAUCAAGAAACGUCUUUCUAAAGACAGUCCAGAACAAACCUCUCCAAAGAGAACACAACAAUCGCCUCAACAGAAAACUCAACAACCGGAUAAAACCGCAGGAAAUGCCGUGCCUCAGCACAACAAAACUUCCUCCUCGACAAAAGUGGACUCACCGACAGUUACAUCAACGACUGUUACCUCAUCAACGACUGUUACCUCAGCAACGACUGUUACCUCAGCAACUGACACUGCUGUACGCAUGACCCGACAAUCUGAUACCACAGUCGCCAAAAAACCAUCUAUCUCCCCUCAAACUAUCAUGUCGGCAGCUUUCCAGCCGAAGGUCAUCCUCCAGAAGUUGGCCGUCUUACCAGCUUUCGGUGUGUCGAAGGGUAGAACGCGAACAGCAAAAUCUGCUAUGGCAAUCAGUACUUCACAUUUAAGAAGUGAAAAACGACCCGCCCCUGAUGAGGAAGAAGAAUGUGUUUCUGAGGAAGAGAGGCAAGUCUCAGAGCAAGACCAGCACAAGUCCAUAUACUUGUAUCACCGCUGUUGUCCAGCAUGUCUGGAUGGGGUAAGACCAUCUCAGGUCGACAUGCAUCGUGGUGAAAAUCCGCUUCUUAUCCCAUUGCUUUUUAAGUUUCGGCGAAUGACUGCUCGGAGGCGCAUUGAUGGAAAGGUGUUUUUCCACAUUUUCUAUCGUUCUCCAUGUGGGCGGAGCCUAUGUGAUAUGCAGGAAGUGCAAGAAUACUUGAUUGAAACGCGUUGUGACUUCCUCUUCCUGGAAAUGUUCUGUAUGGACCCGUUUGUGCUUGUGAAUCGUGCCCGACCCCCUUCCACAUCAACCAGCCAGCCUCACCUCUUCCUGCCGGACAUCUCUGUGGGUAGGGAGGUGUUACCUGUGCCCUGUAUUAAUGAAGUGGACAAUACUCCUGCUCCUAAUGUCACUUACACAAAAGACAGAAUUCCAGCUCCAGGUGUUUCCGUCAAUACAAACUUGGACUUCUUGAUCGGCUGUGACUGCACGGAUGGCUGUCGGGACAGGUCAAAAUGUGCAUGCCACCAGCUGACCAUUGGGGCCACGUCCUUAUGCAGUGGCGGUCCAGUAGAUGUUAGUGCUGGAUACACACAUAAGAGGCUACCAACAAGCUUGCCAACAGGGGUGUACGAGUGUAACCCUCUGUGCCGUUGUGACCCGAGAAUGUGCAGCAACAGGCUGGUUCAGCACGGUCUACAGCUGCGGCUGGAGCUAUUCAUGACACAGCACAAGGGAUGGGGCAUCCGCUGCAGAGAUGAUGUGGCCAAGGGCACGUUUGUCUGUGUUUUCACUGGUAAAAUAGUGAACGAAGACAAAGUGAAUGAAGAUGAGACGGUGUCCGGCAAUGACUAUUUGGCCAACCUUGACUUCAUUGAGGGAGUGGAGAAAUUGAAAGAGGGUUAUGAGAGCGAGGCGUACUGCUCGGACACAGAGGUCGAAAGCAACAAGAAGACUAUAACCAUGAAAACAGGGCCGUUGCGGAAAAAUACUCUCUACCAAGAAGACACUAGCAGUGGCGAAGAAAGAGAAGAACCUAUGGAGCUGGUCAAAGAACAAGAGGAAAUGGAAGUCUGUGAUGAGUCCUUAGGCGCGAGAAUACUAUCCCAUAAGCCACAUGAAGCAUCUAAAGAUGCUCUGAAGAAAGUGACCAAACAAAUAAGAGAGGACGGUAAAGAGACCUCUGGUCCAAAGCGUUGCUUUGCCAUAAAGUCCUGCAGGAGAAGAGUAAAACCAUUAGAAACCACUGACACACAAAUUGAGAAAACUAGGACAGCUCUGUCUGCCAACAACACCCGCAGACUGUUCAAUGGCGAGGAGACCUGUUACAUUAUUGACGCGAGACAAGAGGGCAACCUCGGCCGCUACAUCAAUCAUAGCUGCAGUCCAAAUUUGUUUGUCCAGAACGUCUUUGUGGACACUCAUGACCUCCGGUUCCCAUGGGUGGCGUUCUUUGCCAGCAAGCGCAUCAAGGCAGGUACGGAGAUGACGUGGGAUUAUAACUAUGAGGUGGGCAGUGUGGAGGGGAAGGUUCUGCUCUGCUGCUGUGGCUCAUUGCGGUGCACUGGAAGACUGCUCUGAUCUGCCCCUUGCAACAUAAAACACUGAAGCUUUCAACAUGUCAGAAAUGUUGGUCACUGUUCUGGAAGAGCAUUCCAUAAAUGUGACCCAUUGAAUAUGAAAAGUAUAAUACAAUAUAUUAAAGUGUGUUUUUUUUAUUGUUUUUAACCUCUACAAAAAAAAAAAUGUGAAUAGUCAUGUAUCUGUGUGUAAAUAAAAUUUGCAAGUAUCAAAAACGACUUAAUUGUAAGAUUUGUCUUCUAUGUUUUUAUUUUUUUGUUUUUCAGUCAAAUAUGCAAGUAUGUUUGGAAAAUAAAGCUGCAUAUGAACAAUACCAAUAAAAGAAGCAAUUCUAAUGUAAAUGUAUUUGGUAAACCUUUAAGAUAACUUGCUAUUUAUAAAAAAA
Molecule: messenger RNA, 5139 nt
Organism: Pimephales promelas (fathead minnow)
Lineage: Eukaryota; Metazoa; Chordata; Actinopteri; Cypriniformes; Leuciscidae
Gene: setdb1a
Product: SET domain bifurcated histone lysine methyltransferase 1a
Biological process (GO): negative regulation of gene expression; heterochromatin organization
Cellular component (GO): nucleus
Molecular function (GO): protein binding; histone H3K9 methyltransferase activity; zinc ion binding
Source: RefSeq, a predicted model, not a curated record